Molecule: messenger RNA, 797 nt
Organism: Chenopodium quinoa (quinoa)
Lineage: Eukaryota; Viridiplantae; Streptophyta; Magnoliopsida; Caryophyllales; Amaranthaceae
Product: monothiol glutaredoxin-S1-like
Exons: 1
Coding region: 136-444 (102 amino acids)
Source: RefSeq, a predicted model, not a curated record
CAUUCUUUGAACCUGAACACAAUACCACAUUCAUUCCUCAUCUGCCUCAGUCUUUUUUGUACUUUGUAUUCUGAAUACAGCCCUUCCAUCCUCUCAAAAUCUAGAACAGCAAAUAUUCUAGCUAAUUUACAAGCAAUGGAUGUUGUAAACCGAUUGGUGGAACAGAAGCCUUUGGUAAUCUAUACCAAAAGCUCUUGUUGCAUAAGCCACUCAGUGAUGCAGCUCAUCAGUAGUUAUGGAGCAAAUGCAGAAGUCUAUGAACUGGAUAACAUGUCCAAUGGGCAAGAAGUAGAUAAAGCGCUUCAAAGACUAGGGCUUCGGCCAAGUGUUCCUGCUGUUUUCAUAGGCCAAAAGUUAGUUGGUGGAGCUAAAGAGAUUAUUAGCCUGCAGGUUCAAGGAAGACUUGUGCCAAUGCUCAAGGAGGCAGGAGCUUUAUGGGUUUAGAAUAACAUUGAUUACGUAAAAUUCCACUAUUCUAAAUUUGUCUUUUAGAUACUACUAUAAUUUCAAAACUUGUAACUAAGAAAGAACUAGCUUCUUUUUAAUUCCUUCAUCCAUCUUUUACAUAAUUGGAUGAAUAGGUGUUUACAUGAAUCAUAUAUUGUAUAAUGUUUUUGAAGAUCAACUAAUGAAGUAUGUAUUCCACUAAAUUACUACAAAUCCUUCACAUUGAUGUAUUAUUAUUGUUCCCUUUAUAUAUUUUUUUACUUUUAUUUUUAUUUUUUUAUAAACUUCAGCAUCUUCAGUUAGCUGAGUUUCCAUGAUAUAUUAACAGUAGUAGAGCAGUGAAAAGUAGA